AUGACAUUUAGCUAUCAAGAUGGGAUCGCCUUGUUGCAGCUCAUCGCCUUCGUGCCCUGCCUCUUCCUCGCCGUUCUUUUGUGUUACCAGCAGGGGCUCAAGGCUGUGGCAUCAUGUUGGAGAUUCCUGAUUAUCCUCGCCUGUCUCCGAAUCGGAGGCGCUAUUUGCCAGCUCAUCACCAUCACUGACGACUCGACCGAGGUAGUCACCAUGAAGAUCACAUUUGACUUGCUGGGCAUCGCUCCCCUAACCCUGGCGGCCGUGGGAUUGCUGCAAAGAGUAAACGCCUCAAUCAACAAGCUCUCCAAAUGGAUCUUCAUCUUUGUCAGCAUCGUCAGUUUAGUGGGGCUGGCCCUCGGUAUCGCUGGCGCUGUCAAGGCCCUCGACAGCUACACCAUCCCCCGUAUGCUCCAAGCCGCCUUGGGCAUGUUCGUCGGCUGCUUGGGUCUUCUGCUGGCCAUUCUGGGGUACCUGACUAUCUACCGCGACGAGAUGCCUCGCAGCGAGAAGAUCAUCCUGUACUCUGUCUAUGCCUGUGUACCACUGCUCAUCGUGCGCACAAUCUACGGCUGCUUAGGUGACUACACGACUAUCAAGCGGUUCAACCUGUUUGAGCCCAACCCCACCGUCUAUCUUUGCAUGGGCGUCCUCGAGGAGAUUGUUCUUAUGAUUAUCUGCCUCUCUGUUGGCUUUUACUGCCCCCCGCCCAAGGAGCCUCAAUCUGAUGCCGCUGAUACGACGAAUCCGGACGAGACCAACAGUGUAGAGAAACACUCCUCUCCCCCCAGCGAUACCCUCUCUGACACUGUUGAUACUGUGAACAAGGAUAAAAUUGCUGAAGAGGGCCGCAUGGGGGUCUCGAUUGCGGAGGCGUUGUAA
Penicillium chermesinum is the source of this 879-nucleotide messenger RNA. RefSeq lists its product as uncharacterized. Bases 1 to 879 code for a protein of 292 amino acids. The transcript has 3 exons. The record is from RefSeq and is a predicted model, not a curated record. Lineage: Eukaryota; Fungi; Ascomycota; Eurotiomycetes; Eurotiales; Aspergillaceae.